GAGUCUGCAGAAGCUCAGCCAAAAGGCAGAGGAUAAUGCAUAAAAGAGCAGCACUUUGCAUUUAGGAUUACAUUUAGAAUCAAGAUGAAAAUAAUUACCGUGGUCGUUUUGCUUGUAUUGGAGCUGUCAAACUGCUUUGCACAAUCAGGAGACAGCUUUUUAUUAUACAAUGUGGACUCUAAUAAAUGCUUGACUAGCACUUUGAACAGGCUUGUCACCUGUGACCCACACAGUGCCCAACAAAAGUUCCGCUGGACUUCAAGUAACCGCAUUUUGAACACUUUCACAAAGACGUGUCUUGGAGUGGGAAGUAAAACGGUGGGCAAAACUCUGCAGCCCUUAAAGUGCAACGAUGACAAUGCUCUGCAGAAGUGGGAAUGCCAUGGGAACACAUUGCUUGGACUAAAGAAUGAGACUCUGUUCCUGGCUGUAGAUUUUAGGGGUUUACCUGAGAUUUCUAAUAAGACUGGAAUCAGAAGCAAAUGGACAAUUCAUGGCACACAGGACAGCAUUUGCUCUCGGCCUUAUGAAGAAAUCUACAGCAUUGAUGGAAAUGGAUUUGGGCAGACAUGCAAGUUUCCUUUUUUGUAUGAGAAAAAGUGGUAUGCAGAUUGUACCACAGUUGAUGAACCGGACCAGCGUCUGUGGUGCGCAACCAAGACUGACUACAGUUUAUAUGAGCAGUGGGGAUACUGUCCAACACGUGAUAGUAAAUACUGGACAAAACAUCCUCUAACAAACGUCUACUACCAGCUGAAUGAUAGGUCAACUCUGACAUGGUACCAGGCUAGAAAGAGCUGUCAGCAGCAAGGCGCUGAAUUGCUGAGCAUAUCUGAACCUCACGAACAAUCCUUCAUAGCAGGAAUGUUUCAGAAGUCACAAGGCUCACUAUGGAUAGGACUGAACAAGUUAGAUGUGUCCAGUGGAUGGCAGUGGAGCAAUGGACAGCCUUUACGCUAUUUGAAAUGGCUCAGUGGAUUCCCAAGCUCACAACCAGGCUACAAUUGUGGCGUCUUGAAAAAUGGCUAUAAUUCAGAAUGGUCAAAUGAUGCUUGCUCUGAAAAACGUGGAUACAUCUGCCAACGAGGUCAUUCUGUUCCUACUGUUCCACCAGAAGUGACGACUGGAUUUUGCCAAAGCCCCUGGAUUCCACAUUCUGGCAACUGUUAUCUUCUACACCGCACUAAGCAAACAUGGCUGGAGGCACGGGACAUCUGUCUGCGGGAAGGAGGAGACCUGCUAAGUAUUCUCAGCACAGAAGAGCAAAGCUUUGCCAUCACACAGCUUGGAUACUCAAAGACUGAUCAGCUGUGGAUUGGUUUCAAUGACCGUAAAACACAGAUGUUGUUUGAAUGGAGUGACCAGUCUAGCGUCCCGUUUGCCUCAUGGGAGGUUGGCGAGCCGACUCACAGUGCUCAGCAUGCGGAAGACUGCGUGUUAAUGAGAGGGGAGGAGGGAAAGUGGGCUGAUGAUGUUUGUGAAAAAAAAUAUGGCUUCAUCUGUAAGAGAAAGACCAGCACUAAAGCCUCAAAUAAUGACACGGUUGUCACAAAUCCAGGAUGCAAAAAGGGCUGGAUCAGGUAUGGGUACUAUUGUUACAUGGCAGGAUCCGAGACAAAGACCUUCGAAGAGGCAAAACAGACGUGUGAAAAAGCAGAGUCUCGACUUGUAGAUGUUUCAUCCAGAGUAGAAAAUGCAUUCCUGGUUAAUCUAGUAGGAGCACGACCAGAGAAGUACUUCUGGAUUGGACUGUCUAAUCAGAAGGACGUACACACUUUUGAGUGGACCAACACUAAGCAAGUCCCAUUCACUCACUUCAACUCUGGGAUGCCAGGAAGAAAACAAGGCUGUGUUGCAAUGACGACUGGAAUAGUUGCUGGGCUUUGGGAUGUGCUUAGCUGUUCAAAUAAGGAAAAAUACAUCUGCAAGCAAAGAGCUGAUGCUCUAGUAACAACCGCAGCCCCGCCAACCACCCCUUCCCUGGACUGUCCCACAGAAUGGACUUCAAUUGGGACAAGAGACCUCUGUGUCAAGCAUUUCAAUGUACCUUCACUGCAAAUGAAAACAUGGGAUCAAGCCCUGGACUACUGCAGAGAACUCGGUGGUGACCUCCUGAGCAUCCAUCAUGAAUCUGAUAUUCCCUGGAAACAAGGAGGAGGGUAUCCAUCUUGGAUUGGUUACAGAAUGUAUGAUCCCUCUGUGGGUUACGUUUGGAGUGACGGCUCUUCGUCGUCCUAUCAAAGCUGGGCCAGCGAUGAACCAAACAACCUAAACAACAUGGAAAAUUGUGUUGAAAUGAGAGUGUCGCUGUGGGACGAUGAUGGGAUGUGGAAUGACGUGAACUGUAAAGACAAGAAGGACUGGUACUGUCAGAUCCACAAAGGAAAGACUCCAGUUGAGGUGAAUAUUACAGAACCAGUUUAUAAUGUAACAGAGGAUGGCUGGAUUGAAUUCAGAGGUAGCCAGUAUUAUGGGUCCGAGUACUCAGCGAUGUCUAUGCAUGAAGCACGGGCGUUCUGUAAAAGAAAUCAUGGCGAUCUUGUAGUCAUCAACGAUGAGGAGGAGCGACUGUUCCUCUGGCAUAAGUCUAAAGAGUUGUACAACGAUUUUCUCAUUGGCUUGACGGUUGAUCUGGAUGGAUCUUUCCAGUGGAUGGAUGGGUCUCCUGUUGUGUUUCAAGCUUGGGAAGCAAAUCAACCUGCCUUUAAAAACAGUGAGGAAAGGUGCGCAAAGAUGACCAUAUCUCAAGGACUCUGGGAAACCGUCAACUGUGGUGAUGAAUAUAAUUAUUUUUGCAAGCGAAGUGAGGCUCCCCCAGUUAAUGCUACUGUGGCCCCUACACAGCCACCAAAAGGAGGCUGUGCGCCUGAGUGGACACAGUUCGAGGGAAAGUGCUACAAUGUGAGGGGGGAAAUGAAAAAAUGGAGCGAAGCAAGAGAAUACUGCAGAGAACAUGGUGGAGAUCUGACAGCUAUUAUGAGCAAAUUCCAGCAAACAUUUUUAAGCACAAUGAUUCGAGAUAAAUCCACUAACUUUUGGAUUGGAUUCAGCAAUCUGGCAAAUGGAAGGUUCAAGUGGACAGAUGGGAGUAAAGUUUCAUUCACAGAGUGGGCUGAAGGGGAACCUCAUUCCUUAGUAUGGUCACGUUCAUACUACUGGACAAAAUACUUUUCGGACGAGCCGGAAUGUGUUUUUAUGGGCAGGAGUUCAGGAUCUCACUUUAGCAAGUGGGUGGCAGACGACUGUAAUUCUACUAAUGGCUUCAUUUGCAGUCGUGAUGUUGAUCCAGGUAUCCCCUCAGUGCCAACUGAGAUUCCUAAAACCUUUGUCAAGCUUGGAAAUUCAUCUUUCAAAGUGAUUCAAGAAAACCUAACGUGGAUUGAGGCAAAUCGUCGCUGUAAGGCAGAAGGGGGUCAUCUGGCCAGUAUUCGGGACUUGAUAUCACAAGCUUACAUUGAGUUGCAGGUCUUCAGACUCAAGCAGCCUAUGUGGAUUGGUCUCAACAGUGAACAGUCAAAUGGAUAUUUUCUGUGGGUGAAUAAAUGGCCAAUGACCAUGGAGAAAUGGGCGAUAGCUGAACCUAGGCCCAACAAACCUUGUGCACACAUGAAAAUAAAUGGAGAAUGGAAAACGUCUCUAUGCAAUGAAACCUUCUACAGUGUCUGUGAGCAAACAACGGACAUUCCGCCAACCCUUCCAGCACAGCAGCCCGGACACUGUCCAAAGCAAGAAAAUUACAGUCCCCUGAGGUGGAUACCUUUCAGAGACAGCUGCUAUGCUUUUGUGACAGAAAUGAAAUCAUGGAGCAGAGCAGCAAGACUUUGUAUGACAUGGGGAGCUUCUCUUGCCAGCAUCAGAGAUGAAGCGGAGGAGAAGUUUAUAGAAAGCAACCUCUUGCUCCUUGAAAGUUAUAAAGAAUUUUGGAUUGGAUUGUUACACAACCAUAAAGGACACUGGUUAUGGGCAGACAACAGUGUGGUAGAUUACACUAACUGGGCACUAACUGAGACCGAUGGUGACUAUGAAGAAUUUUCUUAUAAUCCUGACUGCGCAUUUAUCUCUGCCACGUCUAAAAAUUGGAAAAAACGCCACUGUGAUUACACAGUUUUACCGUUCAUCUGCAAAACCGCCAAAGUGAUGAGCCCAACUAUUAAGUCCCCACAUCAAGAUAUUAAACCUCAUAGGGUUAAAACUGGAUUGGCUGUAUUCUUGACUAUUGCAGUGAUUGCCAUACUUGGAGCUCUAGCCUAUGUUUACUACAGAAGGUCACAACAUCGCUUCCUGCCUACAUUUGAAAAUCCCAUGUAUAAUAACGCAGAGUCUGCUUAUUCAGAUAAAGAUAACAAAUCAUUGCUUGAGGUUGCAGAAUAGACCUGUACAUGUAGUCAUCUGGCCAGUAUCAUAAAAUAAACAAUGGCAGGGAUCAUCAAGUUUAUUUUGUGAUAUCGGCUCCCUACUUCUUUUACAUGGCUACUUGCCAAAUAAAUAAUUGAUUUGGUUAGAAAAGGAACGUAGCCAUAUAAAUCAGUUGUCAUUUAAAGAGGGACCUAUUAUGCCCCUCUUUACAAGAUUUAAAAUAAGUCUCUGAUGUCUCUAGAGCGUGUAUGUGAAGUUUUACCCAAAAUACCUCACCAAUAAUGAUUUAUUACUGCCCCUUCUAGGCUUUGAUCCUAACUGUGCUAUUUUGGUGACUGUUGCUUUAAAUUGAAAUGAGAUUGUGCUCCUAGCCCUCUUUUCAAAAGAGUGCAGAGCUACAAAUGCCUUCGUGUCAGCAUAGUGGCAGAUUCAAAAACAGGACUAACUUCUUACGCUAAUGAGGGAGACAUCAUCAUUAAUAGGCGGGGCUUUCCACUUCAUGUACAAAGGGAGAAUGUCAAUCAAAGUAUUUGUGUAGAACUUUUUGAAGUGUGAUUAGAAAAAUUAAAGUUAUUUUUCACCAUUAGAAACGGGUUAUAUUCACACAGUCGCCACACAACUGUUUAAACCCCUUAUAAAGGUGAUUUUUGCAUAAUGGAUCCCCUUUAAUUAGUUUAAAAGUCAUUAUGAUCAAAUAAAUAAUAAUAAAAUCUGACUACACAAUGGUGCAACUGACUAAUCAUAUCAUACUACAAUUGCUGGUUUUAAUUAUUUUCUCCAAAAGCUUUUGAACAUCAGACUUUGUUAUUAAAUGUUAAAGUUCAAAAAUAAAUGUCUCUAAUAACCUUCAGUUUUUACACUAUGGUAUAUUUGCAUUGACUGGAUUAACACUCACAAUGCAAAAAGUUUUAAGGAAGGAAACAAUGUCAACUUUUUUUGUGCCAAAAAAUUGUGGAUGUAAGGUCAGCUGACACUUGAAAGCUGACAGAGUUAGCAUUUGGAGAGACUUGUGCAAAUGUUAUAUUUAUACUGUAAAUGAACACUCCAAAAGUUCUUUAUAUAUUCAUAUUCUAUGACUAAUCCAUAAUGAAUACAGAAUAGGGGAUUUUGUGUGGGAACGAUUCCGAAAAUCACCAACUGAUAAAUGUGAUGUGUGCAUUAUUGGUUUAGGAGAGCAUUUCAAUAACAACAAUAUACAGUCAGAUCAACUGAAUACAGAAAGAACAUCUAUAUUACAGUGCAGCAGUAUCUGUACUGAUUCAUUAAUCCAAUAUCUACAAAGGCAUUUAUGAGGUAUAUACAAAUGCAUAGAAACAAUUUUCAAGCUAUAGUGUUGCCACAAACUAAUGCAUAGAGUACUCAGGAAACAUACAGGUAUCAAAUGUAAAUAAAAGAUAUUGUUUCAGAUGCAUUGAGGAUAUGAUAUUGCCAUCUUCUGAUUAACAGUUUCAACAAAAGUGAAAACAAAACAUUUACCAUGCUGUUGUAAUGAAACAAGUAUUGUACCUAUUUUUGUCAGUAUAUUUGUGUGUCUUUUAACUUUAUGAAGAUAAAAGUAAAAAAAAAAAAUCAUACAUACAGGAUUGUACAUAUUUCAAUAAACAUUCUGAAAAUCAUAAAUACAUGCAUAUGGUUGGCUAAAAAUGAUCACGUUGUAUAUAUUAUUAAUAUGGAAAUACAGAACCUAAAACAUCAACAGUGUUCAUUUGCAAUAACUUUGCAUGAGCAAAGUACACAUAAUAUGGCUCGAGAGUUGAUUUACAUGAUUGUGGUCUUUGUAUUGACACAAAUGAUUGUUUAUUAAUAAACAGGAAAUUGAAUAUCUUAA
Danio rerio (zebrafish) is the source of this 6184-nucleotide messenger RNA. The record is from RefSeq. Lineage: Eukaryota; Metazoa; Chordata; Actinopteri; Cypriniformes; Danionidae.